This is a messenger RNA of Ornithodoros turicata, 6042 nucleotides long. Its product is annotated as complement C3-like. The record is from RefSeq and is a predicted model, not a curated record. NCBI's taxonomy places the organism in Eukaryota, Metazoa, Arthropoda, Arachnida, Ixodida, Argasidae. Gene Ontology annotation, molecular function: endopeptidase inhibitor activity. The transcript is spliced from 45 exons. Gene Ontology annotation, cellular component: extracellular region. Bases 91 to 5859 code for a protein of 1922 amino acids.
CCACGACAUUAUUAUCUAGUUCCUUGUCUGCGGGGUGCAUACAUGCAACGGCAAGCGAGACUCAUUCAGUAGGUCCUGCGUAUACACGAAAUGGCGUCGUCGUACUGGAACAAGGCGCUAUUAUGUGCCUUGGCGAUUCUCACCGUCCAGGAAGUUACAUGGGCAAAGAAAUGCCUCGUCGUGGCUCCAAAUAUGGUGCGGCUGGGUUCCACAGAAACGGUGGCGAUCAGCGUCGAGGGGCAGCAGCAACAUGUAGAACUUUCUCUGUUGGAGUACCCCAGCAAGAGAGUCCUCUUCACAAGGACUGAGCACGUGAACAGUAGUCAUCCGAAGAUAACACACAUAAUGGUCAAGGACACAUAUCUGCCAGAAAGUGAUCUGCUCCCUGAAGGAAAAGCAUAUGUGAUUCUCAGAGUGACCUGCACGGGUGGGGACGGCUCAACGACGAACGAGGCUCGGCUGCUGGUGAGCAGAUCGUCGGCCGAGUAUGUUUUUGUACAAACUGACAAGCCGAUCUACAGGCCGGGAAGCCAUGUUCAAAUUCGUUUCUUAUCCGUGGACGAGAACCAGAAGCCGUCGAGGAAAGAGCUGACGCUGCAAACCCUGAACCCUCAGGGAAUUAUAGUUGAACAGGAGGUCUUCCUUCCACUGCACGGUCCAAUCUUCAGUCACCAAAUGAGACUGCCUGACACGGCUACCACAGGCGAAUGGACGCUCAUCGUCAGACACGGUUACAAGGGUUCCACGAGCGUCAAUACAACUUUCAAAGUGGAGAAAUAUGUUCUGCCGAAGUUCUCCGUGGCCAUAACAGACGUCCCCGAUUAUAUAUUGAAAAGCUUCACGCUCUUCAGCUUUUCCGUCGAAGCCAAGUUCGUCAAUCAGAAGCCUGUCGAGGGAUUCGUCACAUACCGGCUUGGAACAAAGUGUGAAAUUGGCAACGUUAAAUGGAUAGCUGCCAGCGCUAUUCCAAAAUGGCUUGCUGAUGGAGUUGCACGGUUCACAAUAACCCUCAAGAACCUGAAGAGUCGCUACGGCCACACCAACCCACCGUGGGAUGCCUUGUACAGUGGACGGUUCAAGCUGGUCAUCGAGGCCACAGUCACGGAGGAAGCAACGGCAGCUCGCGAAACUUCCACUCACGACAACACGUAUUUCACCAUCAGCCCAUUCGUCAUUUCUCUCCAAAAAACUCAAAAAAGCUUCAAACCUGGAAUAAAUACGUAUGUGCUGGCUGAGGUUACAUACGUAAAUGGGGCACCAGCACGUGAUGUUGAACUAAAGUUGACGGCCAAUGCGACGAUCAAUGGCACAGUCACCACUCGAACAGACCACAGAGGUCUGGCCAGCUUCCGCAUAAGUACGUCCAUUGGCGAGAAGGCGAUCGACGUACAAGUAUUUACAUCUGCAGCGAGGUUUCAAGGAGAUCAACAGGCGAGAAGCACGCUUUCCAUACUGCCGUACUCUGAAAACACAACAACCCUCAUUGCCAUUGAAAGGAGUGACCCUAUGAGGCUGUACAAGGCUGGUGAUGUAUACGAAGCUGUAGUAUUCACGGACCCUGCGAGAGCAUUUCAACGGAUCCACUAUGCGGUGAUCUCAAAAGGACGAGUGCAUCUAGUGAAAAAGCUGCAGGAAGGAGCCAUAAUUCAACGUGCACUUCACUUCACUGUCACCGACCAGAUGACUCCAAGCUUUAGGAUUGUUGCCUACGCGACGACAAGCGAAGGAAAGCUCAUGAGCGACUCCAUCUACGUUAACACGGAACCGGCAUGCACUCGCAGCUCUAAUUUCACCAUUCACAGAAGAGCUGUACAAGGCGGGCCCGUAGAGCCAGGCUCGACAGAAACAAUUGCCGUGUCGGGAACGGCCGGCACGGCUGUCGGAUUACUAGGUGUUGACAAGGCGGUUUAUCUGCUUAGUAGGAAGGACCUCCUGACACGAGACAAGCUGUUCAAGAUGCUGGACACACGAGAUCUCGGUUGUGGUGUUGGAGGUGGAGUGAAUUCACGACAGGCACUUCUGCAGGCUGGCGUAGUACUGAUCGCUGACGGCUUCGGUAACUCCGUGAGACAAGACAGCUCCUGCCACGAAGGACACCACAGGAGAAGAAGGGAAGCCAUUGAUCUACCUCUACAUCUGUGCUGCGAACUCGGUCGCGCAAGAGGCGUCUUUGCAGCAACAUGCCAACGCAGAGUUGAUUCCUUUCGAGAUAUCUUCGACGAAGACGAUUCCAAUGGGACUGCUUGCGUUGAAGAAUUCCAGGAGUGUUGUUACCGAAAGGAAGAGAGCUCCCGCCACGAAGAUCACCACAGGAGAAGAAGGGAAGCCAUUGAUCUACCUGAAAAAUAUAAAUACAGUGAACUAGGUCUGUGCUGCGCACUCGGUCUCAGGACAUACCUCUCUGAAAGAACAUGCCAACGCAGUGUUCGUGUGUUUCGACUAUUCAUCGACGAAGACGACUGCGUUGAAGCAUUCCAGGAGUGUUGUUACGGAAGGGAAGAGAGCUCCCGCCACGAAGAUCACCACAGGAGAAGAAGGGAAGCCAUUGAUCUACCUGAAAAAUAUAAAUACAGUGAACUAGGUCUGUGCUGCGCACUCGGUCUCAGGACAUACCUCUCUGAAAGAACAUGCCAACGCAGUGUUCGUGUGUUUCGACUAUUCAUCGACGAAGACGACUGCGUUGAAGCAUUCCAGGAGUGUUGUUACGGAAGGGAAGACAGCUCCCGCCACGAAGGACACCACAGGAGAAGAAGGGAAGCCAUUGAAAGUCUACCUGAAAAAUAUAAAGACAGUGUCCUACGUCAGUGCUGCGAAUUCGGUGUCAGAAAAGACCGCUUUGGAAGAACAUGCGAACGCCGUGUUGAUGUGCUUCGAGAAUUCAUCGACGAAGACGAUUCCAAUGGGACGGCUUGCGUUGAAGCAUUCCAGGAGUGUUGUUACAGAAGGGAAGAUGAGGACGGUGAUGCCGGAGCAAGAACUACAGCCUCUGGCUUUGACCAGCUAGACGAACUUGAAAUGGGAGACUUCGGUGAAGCUGGAGUUCUUUGGCGAUCGGAUUUUAGGGAGACGUGGUUAUUUACCACAGUCAUCAUCGGAGCUGCGGGUACGACGGAGCUCUCAACUACUCUCCCAAGCAGUAUUACCACGUGGGAGCUGGCAGCCGUCAGUGUGUCUCCCGAGGGUGGUGUAUGCGUGGCACAUCCUACUGAAAUCCUUACCUUCAAAAAACUCUUCCUUGAAGUCAACCUGCCCUACUCCGUCGUCGUGAAUGAGCAAAUCGAAAUCCCCGUAACCCUCUACAACUAUGGCAGCCGUGAUGUCUAUGCAAAAGUGUUUCUGCACGGAACACGUGACAUCUGCUCAGGAGCAAAAGUAGGAGAAAAGUCUGAGCCACAGAAGCUGAUAGUACCUGCAGGUCGUGGUCGUACUGCUAUCUUUCCAGUGGUUCCCUUGGACGUUGGCGAAAGACUAAUCGAAGUCAGCGUUUUCACAAAUGAAGGUUCCGACGCUGUUCAAAAGAAGCUGCGAAUUGAGCCUCGAGGAGUGCAGAAGAAUGACAAUUUGGUCCUGCUACUCGAUCCCGCGAAUCAGCAACGGCGGACAGCGCGAAGUGCCCAGAACUCGUCGAAAGGAGGAGUGCAGUACACUGAUAUACUGAGCAGUAAAGAGGACAUGCAGAUCGUCACCAUUCGAAAGCCAAGAUCUACCAAUGCUGUCCCAGGAACGGAAAAAUGCGAACUCGGCAUUGUGGGCGACAGGAUUGGACCGGCACUGGACACUGCUAUCAACAACCCACAGGGUCUCAUCACACUACCAUCGGGAUGUGGGGAGCAAACUAUGUCGAAGUUGGCCCCCACACUGUACGUCUACGGAUAUCUUAAAGCGUCGCAUAGCAUAACGGAUGCUGUGGAGAACACAGUCCUUGAUUACAUCAGGAGAGGAUAUAACAAUAUGCUCACUUACCGGAAGCAGGACGGGUCAUUUGGAAUCUUCACGACAUCGCCGUCGAACCUAUGGUUGACUGCAUUUGCGAUUCGCAACUUCUGCGAGGCGAGGAAGUGGACUAUGAUUGAUGAAAACAUCAUCACAAGUGGCCUUCAGUACGUGCUGGGAAUGCAACAGACUGAUGGAAAAUUUGUGACAGAGAAAAACGGUCUGAAUGCCAAUACGUGGGGAGGCAUCCAAGGACCUGUACCACUAACAGCGUACGUGCUAAUAACCCUGACGGAGUGCGCAAACGACGGUGUGCAGAUGGGAAACCAAAUGACGACUGCAAGAGCCCAGGCGUCAGCAUUUCUGGAAAGCAAUCUCCGUGCAAGUACAGAUCCUUACACGCUAGCCUUAUCGGCGUACGCCCUCUCCUUAGCAAAUAGCCCAAGGAAGCAGAGUGUUCUUGGAUGGCUCAAAGGUGUUGCAAACUACAGAGAAGGUGACAACACCCGCCAUAUUAGCGCCGCCAAUACUCCACACAGCAUAGAAGCCACGUCUUAUGCUAUCAUGGCAUUUAUCAACGAGGACGAGGGCCUUCCAUACAUUAACAGCUACAUUAACUGGAUGAACCAACAGCUGCAGCCUUCAGGUGCCUUUAAAUCAACACAGGACACCGUCGUUGCUUUGCAAGCAUUGACGCGCUACGCCAUGUUUGCAAAGGAGGGAGACAUGGACCUCACAUGCGAAGUGACACUCAGCAACGCCAGGGACUUCAACACGACUGUCAGAAUCAGGAGGGACAACUCCCACAUCCUCCAAAAGGUCCCGGUCACAGGCACGUGUGAGCACAUUUUCUUGAAUGUGAAAGGGUACGGAACUGCUAACGCCUUCUUUUCCUAUUCCUACCGUGAGGAGAAAUCUGAAGACGAGCUGUGCAAGUUCGACAUCGAAAUUAAGUUUGAAGAGAAGAAAGUACACGAGAUCAUUGGUCGGGUUGUGAGAAGCGCAGAUCAGGAAGGAAAUAUCAAGAGACGGAGAGACAGAACUUAUAGCAUGGCGGUGUGUGCGAGGUCCCUCGGCAGUGAAGAUAUUGGCACCUCCAUCAUCGACGUGGGCCUCCUCAGUGGGUUCUCGCCUGUUCGUGACGACCUCGAAAGACUAAUGGACACCAAAGUGAUAGACCUGUACGAACUGACGAAGCGUAGUGUGGUGUUCUACCUCUCGGAGAUUCCUCAUAGACAACACGUCUGCAUCCAGUUCAACUUGACGAGGGAAUAUGUCGUGGGAAAGAUACAGUCCAGUACGGUUCGUGUCUACGACUACUACAAUCCAGAUGUUGCUUGCAGCCGGUUCUAUGGUCCUGACUCAGCGAGUUCCAUGCUGAGGUAUUUCUGCCCGGAAGGAAGCUCUGUGUGCCAGUGCGCAGAAGGAGGAUGCCCCAGCGAUGACCCUAUGAAGCAGUUCGUGGUACAUUCAGGAAGGAAGUUUUUCAAGACCCUGGAACAGAGGGAGAAUAUGCGAGAAUAUGCGUGUGAUAAGGCUGACUAUGUGUGGAAGGGACGAGUUACUGACAUAGUGGAGAAAGAUGGAUUCAAGAAUGUUCAAUUCAUCGUUGAUGCAGUACUGAAGCCAGGACAGGAAGAUAAGGAUGAACUGACCGGACGGACUCGUGUUCUCAAAAUGCGUGACAACUGCAACACGUUUGUUGAAGAUGCCCUAGAAGAAAGAGAGUUGAUCGUGAUGGGAGUUGAAACAGGGCUGAAAGAAGAAACCACCCACGGGAAACAGUUCCAGUACAUCAUUGAUUCUUCUGCCAUAGUGAUACCCGCAGUCGUUCGAAAAGGGGAACAGACAUAUCGCGGUCAAACUGCACUGAUGGUGUGGUUCAAUGCAGAGUUCUCGAAGUCCACGACGCCCUGCUAUCUGUAAGGCACCGAUAGCGCCUGCAAUCUUGUGACUUCGUUGAACAAAUGCGGACACAAGUGCUUAUUUAGCCUUCAACUUCGACAGCUGUAGAGAAAUGAAUUUGUACGAGUGUGCUUCUAUAAGUAACGUUGCAUACUUUAUUUACAGUUAACCAAACGUGACAUAAAAGAGCUUAUCAUUUUUCUA